This is a messenger RNA of Blastomyces dermatitidis ER-3, 1834 nucleotides long. RefSeq lists its product as uncharacterized. The transcript is spliced from 3 exons. The record is from RefSeq and is a predicted model, not a curated record. Lineage: Eukaryota; Fungi; Ascomycota; Eurotiomycetes; Onygenales; Ajellomycetaceae. The coding region runs from base 1 to 582 and encodes 193 amino acids.
AUGUCUGCUCGAGAGCAUCCAUCUCGGUUUCUCCAAGUAGGGCUUAAAUAUGGCCAUGCCUCGUAUGGUCCAACACGUGACAUUGGGACACAGGCCAGGACCCUGAUGAUCAGAGCAACUAAGCAUAGCACACCAUUCCAGGUAGGGAAAAUGGCAGAAGGAAGGCAGCAAGACAGUGUUCAUGUCGUGGCGCCGCGGGAGUGGUUGGAUGCGCUGGACGGGGGAGAAACCGCCAGGCUUGACGCAGCAUUGGUCGGAUGGAGGUUUAGGUUGGAUGUUGUGGUUGGACGUGGUUGGGUCUGCGGAAGAGAGAAGAAGAGCGUUGGGCAGCCGCAGCUUAGUCAGCCACCCCUGUUUGGGCUUAGCGCCCUCAGCAGCAGCGGUGUUCCAUCCCAGCCUCACAUCGACGUCACCAAACAAACAACCAGCGAACAACUAUCUGACUACUCCUGCUACAACUACUCCUUACACACAGCACCCACAACACCUCCCCCAGGAGGAAGCAAACAACUAGCAUGGCACUGCUGCCCGUUUCUUGUGUCGGCCGACUAUGCCAAAUACAUCGCAGACACUCCCAACUGACAGAAAAGUGAGGCGGUAGAUGAACUCUUCACCCACUAAUCCCACCAUGCCAGCCUCGAGAUGUUCGAGCCCCAGGCUCAAGUUUCAACCGCAUGCCGACGUGGAUAAGCUGCUAGCUAUCACUAUUCAAACUAGUUCCACUAUCCUGUGCUGGACGCCCAUCCAUCCAUCCAUACGUACGUACGUACAUAACUACGUAGUUAUGUAUGUGCCACACUUUGUCGGUACGUGACUGAGUUAUGCAUGCAAAUUUCUCCCGAUGAGACAGCCCUCCAAAUGCAAACAUGCACCAACUUACUACGUAUGCUGCGAUUUCUUGAAACACGCAGGCCCUCUAUGAGUUUUUGAAUGCAUGCUGUAUAUCCAUUAAUCCGCUGAUAGGAGCAUGUAAAGGAAAAAAAGAAGGGGAAUUUCCUCGAUUUAACCAUCAACUCCCGUUCUUCUUCAGGGUACUUGCCGGGGGGCUAAAUCAACUAGGGUGUCCUCCUCCGACUGGGUGUUGAGGGGAGGCUAUGUCGAAGUUAUUUGAUUCCAGCCUGGGAGAAUGUUCGUACCUUACAGAUGUCCUGCAUAUUGCGCUUCAGACUUCCUAAUACCUUUUUCCUUGGGAAGGUUUCAAAGACCAAAUCGCAUUAUGUACGCUAACCGCGGACCCUUCCGGCUGGGACCUUCCAGAUGUUCUUCUCUUAUGUGGACUGUUAUGUGUAGUUCAUUUUGAACCAAAAAUUAUCUUAUUGGGUAUCAAAGAGAAACAGCCUUGAGGGCAGCGUAGCGAGCCGGUGCUGGACAUGCAAAUUUGCUGUACAAAUGCCUGUCUAUCGUGCGAGUUAAAAUAAUAAUAAUAAUAAUAAUAAACACUUAAGCGAGACCAGAACAAUGAAGCUACUAAUGAACUCGUCCCACGAAAGUCCGAAAGCAAAGGGAAACGACAUGGCAUAAUACAUACUAUAUAUACCUAUCCUAAAUAUGAUCAACAGAAAGACUAGCAAUUGCCCCCGUUCUUCGCAAACAUGUGAAAUAGUUGAUAUAUAUCUUUUAUCGUUACGCAGACGUCUAGAACUGCCUGCCCUACCGACCACUUUUGAAAUCUGCCUUGCCUCGUUGUUCCUGUUCUGCUGUCAACGUGGUUAACUUCAGGUUCUUCUGCCAGCUCGCUUCCUCCCCUCUGUAUAAUCAAUUCAUUGAACUUGCAUUGCGUUAGAAGUCUAUUAUGCAAUGAGAUAGUUACAGCAGAAACGAAAGCAACGCAUCG